Molecule: messenger RNA, 2402 nt
Organism: Striga asiatica
Lineage: Eukaryota; Viridiplantae; Streptophyta; Magnoliopsida; Lamiales; Orobanchaceae
Source: the annotation of a GenBank genome assembly
UGGAAGAGCAAUUAAUAGGAAAGUUGAGAAUAUUAGUAGAGACCUCAACUACCACUUGACAGUUGGUGCUCUGAAAAAUAAAAAGGGACGUCUCCACCGAAAAAGCCCUCUCUCCGUUUUAUCAAAUCUUCAAGCAAACGACGACAUCACAUCACCUCACUCUGCUUCAGAUCUCUGCUUUUAAAACCCUCGAUUCUGUGGCGCAACCCGCUCACGGCGUUUGCUUUGAUCGAUGAGAAUUUUGUAGGUUUAUUAGGUAUUUUGGUGUAGAUCGAUUGAUUUGCUGUAGAAAUCAUUUUUUUCCCCGUUGUACGGAGGGAAAAUGGCGGUGGAAUCUGGACCUUUGACGCCUGGGCAGUUGAAUAUCUUGAUUUUCUGCCAACUCGUGUCUGAGCUUCCUUACACUAACUGCGAUGUAUCGUUCUUGCUUGGGGUCAUUCCAGUCUUUGUGGCAUGGAUAUACUCCGAAUGGUUGGAGUAUAAGAGGUCAUCAUCCCUUUCCAAAGUCCACUCAGAUAAUAAUUUGGUUGAACUAGAAAGUGAGACAAUCAAGGAUGAUGAUCGAGCUUCUUUGAUGGAAGGGGGUCUUACAAAUUCUUUAUCCACAAAGUUUACCACUCCCUCUAUUAAAACAAACAUAAUCAGGUUUUUGACAAUGGAGGAGUCAUUUUUGCUAGAAAAUCGGCAACUUCUUAGGGCAAUGGCUGAGUUCGGAUGGAUUUUGUUCUAUUUCUACUUGUGUGACCGCACAAAUGUUUUUGCAGAUUCACACAAGAACUACAACCGCGAUCUAUUCCUUUUCCUGUACAUUCUCCUUAUCAUUGUUUCAGCAAUGACUUCUUUCAAGAAACAUAAUGACAAGUCUGCAUUUUCGGGGAAAUCUAUCCUUUAUCUGAAUCGCCAUCAGACUGAAGAGUGGAAAGGAUAUAUGCAGGCAACCUCUGGAUUGAUUUUCUGCCAAACUAUAAAAUUGACAAAGGUCUUGUUUUUGAUGUACCAUUACUUUGCCGCAUCGGAGAUCUACAAUGCAAUUCGUGUUUUCAUAGCUGCAUAUGUGUGGAUGACUGGUUUUGGAAACUUCUCAUACUACUACAUCCGAAAAGAUUUCAGUCUCGCUCGAUUUGCUCAGAUGAUGUGGAGGCUGAACUUUUUCGUGGCAUUCUGUUGCAUUGUUCUCAACAACGACUACAUGCUAUACUAUAUCUGCCCUAUGCAUACCCUCUUUACACUCAUGGUCUAUGGAGCCCUUGGUAUAGGUUACAACUACAAUGAGAUAAAAGCGGUGAUGGCUCUGAAAAUCGUUAUGUGCUUUGUCGUUGUUAUAUUGGUGUGGGAAAUUCCAGGAUACAACGACCCAGCAAAACCGGAUCUUCCGAGGCUGCAUGAAUGGCAUUUCAGAUCCGGACUUGACCGAUACAUAUGGAUUGUUGGAAUGAUCUAUGCUUACUUUCACCCAAAUGUUGAAAAGUGGAUGGAGAAACUGGAAGAAGCUGAGGCCAAGAGGAGGCGCUCAAUAAAAGCUGCCAUUGUUUCAAUCUCUUUAGUUGUUGGGUAUUUGUGGUAUGAAUGCAUAUACAAGCUGGACAAAGUUUCGUACAACAAGCUCCAUCCUUACACAUCUUGGAUCCCCAUCACCGUCUAUAUUUGCUUGCGUAAUUUCACUCAGGAACUUCGGAAUUUUUCAUUGACCCUGUUUGCAUCAAAUAUGCCCAAUGGACAGCCUAAGUGGCUGCUCUGUUUCAUUCCAGAGUAUCCUUUGCUUAACUUCAUGCUCACGACAGCCAUUUACAUCUUGAUAUCAUAUCGACUUUUUGAGCUGACAAACACGCUGAAAUUGGCUUUCAUCCCGACAAGAGACAACCAGAAGCUGUUGCACAAUUUUAUUGCUGGAGUUGCAAUCUGUGCUUCGGACUGCAAAGCUGUGAAUGUCGUUAGCAAAUAGUUGCCUUGGUAGGGGCAUAAGUGAAAUAUGAGUUGGGAGACAGUUACUGGACCCGAAAAUGCCUCGUCUCAGGAGUAGUUCAUUGCACGGUCAAUUAUAUUCUAUGUUGACAUCAUCAAUUGCCAUUUACCAAAAUGAGUAGCAGAAAUAUUGUAUAGCCAGUUUUGACAUUGUUGAAAGCAAACUAUUGUCUCCCCGGUUAUAUUCCAUUUUUUAUUUUCAUAUAUUUUUUCCCCAAUUUUUAGAGAUAGCCUUUCCAUAUUUUUCCCAUGUGGUGGAGGUUGGUAUAUAGCAUAUGUUGGUGGAGGUUGGUAGUAUAGCAUACAUUUAUAUGGACAAUGUCAAAACAUCAAGUUGAUGGGUCGACCAAGAAUUAGGCAAUAAAUCAUCAUUCUCAUUCUCAAUACUAAAACAUGUAAGAUACAUGCCGAUUGUAGGCAAAAAAAUAAAAAAAAAUAAA